Molecule: messenger RNA, 1367 nt
Organism: Cicer arietinum (chickpea)
Lineage: Eukaryota; Viridiplantae; Streptophyta; Magnoliopsida; Fabales; Fabaceae
Product: plant cysteine oxidase 2-like
Molecular function (GO): oxidoreductase activity, acting on single donors with incorporation of molecular oxygen, incorporation of two atoms of oxygen
Source: RefSeq, a predicted model, not a curated record
UAUCUUCUAAAAAUCAUACUUUAUUAAAUGUUACAACUUUUUACAACCCUCGUGUAUAUUUAUUUAUCUUCUUCCUCUUUUGUGUCAAACAUAACUAUUUCAUUACUUUCAAAAUUUUCAUUUUUUUAAGUUUCUCAAUUCUGGGUACUUGAGAGAUUUAUUUUUCUUUUCCUUUUUUUUCACACUCCUAAAGUGGAACAAAUCUAUACUUGGAAGAUCAAAUACAAGUAAUCCAGUGGGCUAUUUCACAAUCUCAUAAUUUAUUUUUGAGUAUAAAUAUAAGGAUCGAGGCUUAUUCAAUUAUUGAGUGGGAAAUUUGGUGCACAACUAAAGGUUAUUAUUGUAAUUGUUAGUGGGUUUGUUGGUGAAAAUGGAGGUUGGUUUGGUUGAACAAGGUAGAGAAAGAGAUGGACAUGUUAACAAGGUUGAUUAUGUGAAAAGAGUAAUUGCAAUUGCAAAGAAAAGGAACAAGCCUUAUAACCGUAGGGUAGUUAAGAGGCAUAACGUUCCAAAGGCACUUCAAGAGCUUUUUGGUUCAUGCAAGCAAACAUUCAAAGGCAUUAAUACCGUUCCUUCACCACAAGAUGUUCAUAAACUUUGCCACAUCCUUGAUAACAUGAAACCAGAGGAUGUUGGACUAAGUAGAGAUCUGCAAUUCUUCAAGCCUGGAAAUAUUAUUAAAGAGAAUCAAAGGGUCACAUACACCACUGUCUACAAGUGUGACAAUUUCUCUUUAUGUAUUUUUUUCCUGCCUGAAAGAGGGGUCAUUCCCCUCCAUAACCACCCAGGCAUGACUGUUUUCAGCAAGCUUCUAUUAGGACAAAUGCACAUUAAGUCUUAUGAUUGGGUUGAUUCUGAAGCCACUCACAACUUGUUGCAACAACCAUCAAAAUUGAGAUUGGCAAAGUUAAAAGCAAACGAUGUGUUUACAGCACCAUGUGAUACUUCAGUGUUGUAUCCAACAACAGGAGGCAAUAUUCAUGAAUUCACAGCCAUAACUCCAUGUGCUGUACUUGAUGUCAUUGGUCCUCCUUAUUCUAAAGAAGAUGGAAGGGAUUGUUCCUAUUACAAAGAUCACCCUUGUGAUGCUUUUCCAAAUGAGGAAGAGAUUGCUAAGGUGAACGACAAAAAUGAUAGUUAUGCGUUAUUAGAAGAAAUUGAGAUGCCAGAAAAUUGUCAAAUGGAUGGAAUUGAAUAUCUGGGUCCUCCCAUUAAUGACACAGAUUUUUAGUCAUAAUUCCAUCACCAUCUUAUACAAAAGUGUUUCCAACCUUUUUUUCCCUUUGUGUCCAUAUACAAAAAAAUCAAUGCAAAAGAUUUUGACUCAUCUAAAUUGAAUAACUCUCUUUAUAAAAUAAAGUAAGUAA